AUGUUGAAAAGUCCAUGGGCAGCACUAUCUCCUAGCAUCAAAAAUGUCAUCAAUGAAGCGAGAUUUGGCACCUUCUUCGAAGCUUCGUCGAAUCAUGAGACACAUGAGUACAAGGAUCUUCAAUUACUUCUUGUCUUAGCAGAGCGCUUCUGGGACACUACUUGUUCCUUCCGUUUUCCAAACAUUGGGGAGGUUUGGAUGUAUAAGUAUUUUGGAGUUGGUCCUAAAAUUCAGGAAGAAGUUGCUGGCAUUUUUCCUAGAUUUCUCCGUUUGUUGCCCAAACAUUGCUUAUCUCCACCCUCUAGGCAUUCUUUGGAGAUUUGGCGCUUGGUGAUUGACAAUUUGAAAAUUGAUGAUAUGAAAUUAAAUCCUUGGGAUGGAUGUGAAGGGUAUACUGAGUGUGAGCGGACUUUAGAACUAAAUAGCCGCCAAGUAUUGUUUGAAUGUGGGCAUGGAAAGUAUUGA
This is a messenger RNA of Quercus lobata, 465 nucleotides long. RefSeq lists its product as uncharacterized. Bases 1 to 465 code for a protein of 154 amino acids. Lineage: Eukaryota; Viridiplantae; Streptophyta; Magnoliopsida; Fagales; Fagaceae. The transcript is spliced from 3 exons. The record is from RefSeq and is a predicted model, not a curated record.